AUUGACAGUUGACUAUUCUUGCUCAAACAUAAACUCUAUUCCACCAACUAACUAUUCUGAUUAACACCUAUUUGCAACAGAAUUUGUUCUUACAACAAUUGCAGCAUGCUUGUUAGUAGCGGCAAUAGCCAAAGACACAGACAAAUCUCAUGUCCACCAAGAAUGGCUUACCGGACACUGCCAUCUAUGGCUGCUUCAUCGUCAUCUUCGUCUUCCAAAAAACAUGAUGUUUUUAUCAGUUUUAGAGGCGAGGACACACGCAACAACUUCACAAGCCAUCUUUGUGCUGCUCUUAACCAAAGCAAGAUACAAGUCUUCAUAGACAACAGAAUUUCCAAGGGAGAUGAGAACUCUUCCUCAAUCUUCAAAGCCAUAAGGGAUUCCAAUGUGUCCGUGGUUGUUCUGUCAAAGGACUACGCUUCCUCGACGUGGUGCAUGCGUGAACUCACAAAAAUACUCGAGCAAAAGAGACAUGGUAAGGGCCACAUUGUGGUACCUGUGUUCUAUAAGAUUGACCCUUCACAUGUUAGGAAGCAAAUUGGCACUUACAAGAAAGCAUUUGAGAAACAUGAGAGAGAUGUCAAACACAACAUUCUGCUGAAAUGGAAAGCUGCUCUCACUGAAGUAGCCAAUUUAGUUGGGUGGGAUUCACAGAAUUACAGGAUCGAAUCUGAACUCGUUGAGGAAGUUGUCAAAGAUGUUAUGCAAAAACUGAAUUGCAUAUAUCCCCCUGAAGUGAAAGAUCUUGUUGGAAUUGACCAAAAUCUUGCUCCCAUUAAAUCCUUGUUGAGAAUCAGGUUAAGAGAAGUUCGAAUAAUAGGAAUUUGGGGCAUGGGCGGAAUAGGUAAAACAACCAUUGCCAAAGCCUUGUUUUCCAAACUAUCUUCUCAAUAUGAAGGUAGCUGCUUCUUGGAGAAUGUAAGGGAAGAAUCAGAACAGCAUUUGCUGAAUAAACUUCUUUCUGAGGUACUAGAGGAUGCAAAUCACUAUUUCGGCACACCUAUAGCAAGAUCCACCUUUGUUAUGAGGAGGCUUAGCCGAAAAAAGGUGUUAAUAGUGCUUGAUGAUGUUGACAAUCUGAAGAAGCUCGAAGAUCUUGCUGCAAAACAUAAUUUCUUGGGACCAGGCAGUAGAGUCAUUGUCACGACUAGAGAUAAGCAUGUCCUUAGCAAAGGGGUCGAUGAAAUAUACGAGGUCAAAGGAUUGCCCCUUCAUCAUGCUAUUCAGCUUUUUAGCUUAAAUGCCUUUGACAAAAGCUAUCCUGAAUCAGGUUUUGUGAUGCUAUCUAAAAUGGUGGUUGAUUAUGCAAAUGGCAAUCCAUUGGCUUUAAAAGUUUUAGGCUCAUUCCUUCAUUCUAGAAAUCUGCAACAAUGGAACAGUGCUCUGAGAAAACUCACAAAAUUUCCAAAUACAGAGAUUCAGAAUGUGUUGAGGUGGAGUUAUGAUGGAUUAGAUGAUGAUGAACAGAAGAAUAUGUUUCUGGACAUUGCAUGCUUUUUCCAAGGAGAGAAGAAAGAAACUGUUACACGGCUACUUGAUAUUUGUGGUUUCUAUGCAGAUAUUGGGAUAAGAAUCCUGCAGGACAAAGCUCUAAUAACAUUUUCAGAUGCAAAUGAAUUACACAUGCAUGAUUUGAUACAAGAAAUGGGUUUGGAAAUUGUUCGUCAGGAAUCAACCAAAGACCCUGGAAGGCGCAGCCGGUUGUGGGAUCCCGAGGAAAUCUAUGAUUUACUGAAAAAUGAUAGGGGAAGUGAUGCAGUUGAAGGCAUAAUGUUAGAUGUGUCUCAAAUAAGAGUCUUGAACUUGAGCUAUGAGAGCUUCUCAAGGAUGACCAGUCUAAGAUUCAUCAAAUUCUAUAUGGGUAGGGGUAGGACAUGCAAUCUGUUCCUUCUUUCAGGUCUUGAAUCAUUGUCUAGUAAAUUGAGGUACCUCCAAUGGGAUGGAUACCCUUCCAAGUCUUUGCCAUCGACCUUUUCUCCAGACAACCUUGUUGUGCUUUCCAUGAUGGGAAGCCAUGUUGAAAAACUAUGGGAUGGAGUUAAGGUAGUUUCUUGUAUCAUACACAAGAAGGUCAAGUUGAAUAUUUUGUUAUUAAACCCUUACAAUUCACUAUUUUUGUUGUUGCAGAGUCUUCCAAGCUUGAAAGAGAUCAACCUUCGCGCCUGCAGCAAUUUAACCAAUCUCCCCGACUUAUCUCUAGCGCCAAAUCUUGAAAGGGUAGAUCUUUCUCUUUGUACAAGUCUGCUUUGUGUUCCCACAUCUAUCAAGUAUACCAACAAACUUCUUUUGUUUAACCUGGAAUCCUGCAAAAAUCUGAAGAGUCUUCCAAGAAACAUUCACUUAUUUUCUCUUCAAAUGUUCAUUCUCAAAGGCUGCUCAAGUCUUGAUGAGUUUUCAUUGACUUCAGAGAACAUGACACGCCUGGACUUAAGAGGGACGGAUAUUGAACAUUUUCCAGAAUCACUUUGGCAACUUCUUAACCAGCUGGUUUACUUGAAUCUGGAAUCCUGUGCUAAGCUUAAGAGUCUCACAAGCAACAUUCACUUGGUAUCUCUACAAAGGCUCAAUCUUAGAGAUUGUUCAAGCCUUGAAGUUUUCUCUGUGACUUCAGAGAACAUGGAAUACCUGAAUUUGGGAGGAACAUCAAUCAAAGGAUUGCCAACAUCAAUUUGGCGAAACAAUAAGCUUUUUACUUUGGUUCUUCAUUCCUGUAAAAGACUUGUGAAUUUUCCAGACAAGCCGAAACUUGGUGAAUUGUCUCUUACUUUCAAUGAGAAAAACUCUUUUGAAGGUCCAACUGUGGAUGAACCAUGGAAUUUGUCAUCCUUAUCAGAUUUAUCACUGAAAGGAAGCGGUAUUGUGAACUUACCUGCAAGCAUCAAAGAUCUUCCAAGACUGAAAAAACUUACCUUGAUGGAUUGCAAGAAGCUUUGGUCUCUACCAAGCCUUCCAUCAUCUUUGGAAGACUUAUCCCUUGAUGAAAGAAAUAUUGAUUUUUUACCUGUAAAUAUCAAAGAUCUUUCUCAUUUGAAAAAGCUUACCAUAAUUAACAAGAAGAGGCAGUUUUCUCCACCGGAGCUUCCACCAUCCUUGAAAGAUAUAUUCCUAAAUGAAAGUAAAGUUGAUUCCUUGCUUCUGAGCAUGAAAGAUCUUUCUCAUCCACAAAAGUUUCCUCUGAUAAAGUGUAACUGGCUUCAUCCUCUACUUGAGUUUCCGCCAUGUUUGGAAGAUUUAUCAAUAAAUGAAAGCAAUAUUGAGUGCCUGCCAGUUAGCAUAAAAGAUCUUUCUCACCUGAGAAAACUAUCCUUAAUAGAGUGCCAGAGGCUUCGGUACUUGCCAGAGCUUCCCCGAUCUUUAGAACAUCUGUCUGUAAAUGGCUGUAACAUUGAGAGCUUGCCAAGGAACAUCAAAGAUCUUUCUCAUUUGCAAACCAUUACCUUAGUCGAUUGCAAGAGGCUCCGGUCUGUACCAGAACUUCCACCAUGCCUGCAAUCUUUUUGUGCAGCAGAUUGCAGAUCACUUGAGAUUGUUCCAAGUUCAAAGACUAUCUUGAUGGAAGAGAGGAUUGCCUUUUAUUACAAUUGCAUAAACUUGGAUCAGAAUUCGCGCAACAACAUCAUUGCAGAUGCCCCCUUCGAGGCAGCUUUUGCUUCCUUGAAAGAAAGAACACCUCUUGGUCCUUUGAUAUCCAUAUGUCUGCCAGGAAUUGAAAUCCCAGACUGGUUCAGCUACCAAACACCGAAUUCUGCAUUGAACAUAGAAAUUCCUCAACGGUGGUUCAUUGAUUCGAAGUUCUUAGGCUUUGCUCUAUGCCUUGUAAUUGGUGGUUCUCAUCAAAACAGCAACGAAGGCUAUGAUCCAGAUAUUAAUUGUUAUCACUUUGUAAAGCCUGCUGGCAACUAUGAUCCCAAUGAUCGCUUUCUUGGACAUUGCACAACUAUAAUGCAGGUGCCGUGGGGUUUCAAUUCAGAUCAUAUAUUCAUAUGCUACUAUCCAGCUUUCAAUGUUCCCAUCAUGCAAGAUUUCAAGGACUUAGCCAAGUACUAUGAUGCAAACAGCCUGAAUCUCAGAGUCAUUUUUAAAUUUAAGGGUCCAUCUCAAAGGUUGGACCUUGUGAAGAAGUGUGGAGUCAGACCACUAUUGAUUGCUAAUACUAAAAGGUUUCACAUUGAGACUUGAGAGUAAACUACAACCUGAAGAAAAAAGGCAAUCAGAAAGUGAAACUGGGAAUUUUGAUGAGAGAACCAAUGUGGGAUUGGUUGAGAUUUCUUGUUGGAGACCCUCUUCAUGGGACCUCCAUCGGAUCAGAGCAUUUAGUUGGGUUCCAACUUCCAAGUAGUAGGGCCCGGAUGUCGGUGGUUCAAUGGGGACAGAAAAAGAAAGAGACUAAGAGAAAGUAGCACAACCUGAGGCAACAGAAGGAAAUUCUGUCCAGUGGUUGCUGAUCAAUACAGCUAUUCUUGAAGCCAAGAUCUGACUUCACAUGUUGAACGAAAAAGAAGCUAUACUACGGGAGUUCCAAUUACAGAUAAAGCUGCAGAUGAGGACACACUUCUGUUAAUCAAGCUUUUGGAGUAUAUUUAUUUAUUAUUUUCAUGCUUGUUGAUUCCUUCCACUGGUAGAAAAAAGAUACAAAAAGUUGCAAACCCUCCAUGGAUUUCUUCUAAUUGACUCAAAUAAAUGCUAACCAUU
Arachis duranensis is the source of this 4692-nucleotide messenger RNA. Its product is annotated as TMV resistance protein N-like. Gene Ontology annotation, molecular function: ADP binding. The transcript has 4 exons. Lineage: Eukaryota; Viridiplantae; Streptophyta; Magnoliopsida; Fabales; Fabaceae. Bases 106 to 4179 code for a protein of 1357 amino acids. Gene Ontology annotation, biological process: signal transduction; defense response. The record is from RefSeq and is a predicted model, not a curated record.